GGCCCCGCCCCGCUGGGUGAGUAGGGAAGACAGCCGCUUCUUCUUUUUUCCUCUCCGGUCCCUAAGCAGGCAAGAGCUGCGAUUUGGGAGUGUCGCGAUCUGCUUAAGACUGAGGCAGACGUGGUGACAAGCUGGUCUGCGCAGAACCAGAACCGAGCUCAGCUGGGAGCACACCCUGGAGCAACCUGGAUUCCUCUGGGGGUCCAGCAGCCGCAAGCAGCCAUGCACUGCCCAGCCGCAAUCCUGCUCAUCCUCCUGGCCAGUGGGGCUGAGGCCUUUCGCAUCUGUGCCUUCAAUGCCCAGCGGCUGACUCUGGCCAAGGUAGCCAGAGAGCAAGUGAUGGACACCUUAGUUCGGAUCCUGGCUCGCUGUGACAUCAUGGUACUGCAGGAGGUGGUGGACUCUUCUGGCAGCGCCAUCCCCCUCCUACUUCGAGAACUCAACCGAUUUGAUGGCUCCGGGCCCUACAAGUCCUUGAGCAGCCCCCUGCUGGGGCGCAGUACGUACAUGGAGAAGUAUGUGUAUGUCUAUCGGUCACAGAAGACACAGGUCCUGAAUUACUACGUGUACAACGACAAGGAUGAUCUCUUUGCCCGAGAGCCCUUUGUGGCCCAGUUCACUUUGCCCAGCAAGGUCCUUCCUAGCCUGGUGCUGGUCCCGCUGCAUACUACUCCUAAGGCCGUAGAGAAGGAGCUGAAUGCCCUAUACGACGUGUUUCUCGAUGUCUCCCAGCACUGGCAGAGCAAGGAUAUCAUCCUGCUUGGGGACUUCAAUGCUGAUUGUGGUUCACUGACAAAAAAGCGCCUGGAUGAGCUGGUACUGCGGACUGAGCCUGGCUUCCACUGGGUGAUUGCCGACGGGGAAGACACCACAGUUCGGGCCAGUACCCACUGCGCCUACGACCGCAUCGUGCUGCAUGGGGAGCACUGCCAGAGCCUGCUGCAGGCCGCUGCCGCCUUCGACUUCCCCAGGAGCUUCCAGCUCACCGAGGAGGAGGCCCUCAACAUCAGUGACCACUACCCUGUGGAGGUGGAGCUGAGCCAGGCAGUGCACAGCGUCCAGCCCCUCAGCCUGGCUACUUCUGCUGCUGCUGUCGCUGCUGCUCUGUCAUUCCUGCCCCCUCAGCUAAGCCCUGGGGCCUGAACCUCCCAGGGCCUGCUGCUACCAGAUACGAUGAUGACACUGCCUUUAAGACUCUCAAACCUUGUCCUCCCCCAUCCGUCCAGCCCUGGGGCUGAAGCAACUCCUGGGAGCCUUCAACUGCAACCCUCCUCCAUAAGACUGUAGCACUGACCCAUCUGA
Molecule: messenger RNA, 1302 nt
Organism: Lemur catta (Ring-tailed lemur)
Lineage: Eukaryota; Metazoa; Chordata; Mammalia; Primates; Lemuridae
Gene: DNASE1L1
Product: deoxyribonuclease 1 like 1
Exons: 8
Coding region: 223-1143 (306 amino acids)
Biological process (GO): DNA catabolic process
Cellular component (GO): nucleus
Molecular function (GO): DNA nuclease activity
Source: RefSeq, a predicted model, not a curated record